CGGCGGGUGCUGGCGGCUGCAGGGCGCGGCUGGCCGGCCUGCCGCGGGGCCCGGGGCUCUCCGCAGCCAUGGACCGGGACCUCCUGCGGCAGUCGCUCAACUGCCACGGGCCGUCGCUCCUGUCCUUGCUUCGCAGCGAGCAGCAGGACAACCCGCACUUCCGGAGCCUGCUGGGGUCAGCGGGCGAGUCGGCUCGGGGCCCGCCGCUGCCGCCGCCGCUGCCGGGCAGAAAGGAGAAGAGAGUUGACAACACAGAGAUACAAAAAUUCAUCUCCAAGAAAGCAGAUCUGCUUUUUGCACUUUCCUGGAAGUCAAAUGCGCCUGCAGAUUCUGAAGUCAAUGAAGACAGUGAAGAUCGUUUUGCAGUCAUGCCGCCCCUGGAGCAGUUCAUGGAGAUCCCGAGUAUGGACAGGAGAGAACUGUUUUUCCGUGAUAUUGAGCGUGGUGACAUAGUCAUUGGCAGAAUUACUUCCAUUCGGGAAUUUGGAUUUUUCAUGGUGUUGAUCUGUUUAGGAAGUGGCAUCGUGAGAGAUAUAUCCCACUUGGAAAUCACAGCACUUUGUCCAUUAAGAGAUGUACCUGCUCAGAGUAACCAUGGGGAUCCUUUAUCAUAUUAUCAAACUGGUGACAUCAUUCGAGCUGGAAUCAAGGAUAUUGACAGAUAUCAUGAAAAGCUUGCAGUGUCUCUGUAUAGCGCAUCUCUUCCACCACACCUGUCUGGCAUUAAGUUAGGUGUAAUUAGCUCUGAAGAACUUCCUUUGUACUAUAGGAGGAGUGUUGAAUUAAGCAACAAUUCUUUGGAUUCCUAUGAAAAUAUCAUGGAAAGUUCCUUGGGAUUUGUUAAUCCAGGAGUAGUUGAAUUUCUUCUAGAAAAACUGGGAAUAGAUGAAUCUAAUCCACCAUCGUUAAUGAGAGGCCUACAAAGCAAAAAUUUCUCUGAAGAUGAUUAUGCUUCUGCAUUAAGAAAGAAACAGUCUGCAUCUUGGGCUUUAAAAUGUGUGAAGAUUGGAGUUGAUUAUUUUAAGGUUGGGCGACAUGUGGAUGCUAUGAAUGAAUACAAUAAAGCUCUGGAAAUAGACAAACAAAAUGUGGAAGCGUUGGUGGCACGCGGAGCCUUAUAUGCAACGAAAGGAAGUCUGAACAAAGCAAUAGAAGAUUUUGAGCUUGCACUAGAGAACUGUCCUACUCACAGGAAUGCAAGAAAAUAUCUCUGCCAGACACUUGUAGAGAGAGGAGGGCAGUUAGAAGAAGAAGAAAAGUUUUUAAAUGCUGAAAGUUACUAUAAGAAAGCUUUGGCUUUGGAUGAGACGUUUAAAGAUGCAGAGGAUGCUUUGCAGAAACUCCAUAAAUAUAUGCAGAAAUCUUUGGAAUUAAGAGAAAAACAAGCUGAAAAAGAAGAAAAGCAGAAAACAAAGACAAUAGAGACAAGUGCAGAAAAGUUGCGUAAGCUCUUAAAAGAGGAGAAAAGGCUGAAGAAGAAAAGAAGAAAAUCUACUUCUUCUUCAAGUGUGUCUUCUGCUGCUGAGUCAGUUUCUUCUUCCUCCUCCUCCUCAUCUUCUGUUCACAAAAAGCACAAGAAGCACAAGAGGAACCGCACAGAGUCUUCUCGGAGUUCCAGAAGGCAUUCAUCCCGGGCAUCCUCCAGUCAGGUAGAUCAGAAUAGGACAGAUGAAUGCUAUCCAGUGCCAAGCAAUACUUCGGCAUCUUUCCUUAACCAAAAACAAGAAGUGGAAAAACUGCUGGAAAAGCCAGAUAGGUUACAAUAUCAAAAGACACAGGUGAAAGAGAAGGAAAGAUGCCCUCUCCCUUCAUCUUCAGGUGAAAUCCCGGAUGAUGACAGAGGUAGGUCUGAAGAUUCAAAAGACUUUGAUAAUAGCUAUAAAACCCAGGCAAGUAGCAGCAAAACAGAAAAGCCAUGUAAAUCAGAAAGACAUUUUUAUGGCAGGAGAAAUUCCUCAGAUUCCUAUUGUAGGAAUUCGGAGGAUAAGACAAAAAUGUAUGGUUCUAGGAGGUUUGAACAAGAUACAGAGGGGAGAAAAGAGCACUACCGAAGGUGGGAGCCAGGUUCCGGGAGGUAUUCCACCCCGGCAGCAAGCUCAGACUACCCCUGGAGGUCGGUGGAAAAAUACAAAAAGUACACUCAUUCUGCGUCCCGUGAUUUCAGCAGACAUGAGCCCAGGUAUCGAUUAAAUACAAAUCAAGGAGACUAUGAAAGACAGAACAAUUAUGAGGAGGAAAAUAAAGCAGAGAUUCCAGAAGCAAGCAGACUAAAUAGCCAAGAGCAGUCAGAUAGCAAAGUUAAGAAAGAUUUACCUCAAAAUCUACUCAAUAUAUUUAAUCAGAUAGCUGAAUUUGAGAAAGAAAAGGGAAAUAAGCCAAAAAAUUAAGAUGCCAAAAAAUCAACACCAUUAUAUUAAAUGCCGUUAAUAAAACGGUGAGGGUGUUUCAGUCACCAA
Messenger RNA from Ochotona princeps (American pika), 2456 nucleotides. RefSeq names its product tetratricopeptide repeat domain 14 (gene TTC14). Gene Ontology annotation, molecular function: protein binding; nucleic acid binding. NCBI's taxonomy places the organism in Eukaryota, Metazoa, Chordata, Mammalia, Lagomorpha, Ochotonidae. The transcript has 12 exons. Bases 69 to 2387 code for a protein of 772 amino acids. The record is from RefSeq and is a predicted model, not a curated record.